Messenger RNA from Dufourea novaeangliae, 2702 nucleotides. Its product is annotated as pre-rRNA processing protein FTSJ3. Bases 1 to 2535 code for a protein of 844 amino acids. The transcript has 6 exons. The record is from RefSeq and is a predicted model, not a curated record. NCBI's taxonomy places the organism in Eukaryota, Metazoa, Arthropoda, Insecta, Hymenoptera, Halictidae. Gene Ontology annotation, molecular function: rRNA (guanine) methyltransferase activity; rRNA (uridine-2'-O-ribose)-methyltransferase activity. Gene Ontology annotation, biological process: maturation of 5.8S rRNA from tricistronic rRNA transcript (SSU-rRNA, 5.8S rRNA, LSU-rRNA); maturation of LSU-rRNA from tricistronic rRNA transcript (SSU-rRNA, 5.8S rRNA, LSU-rRNA); rRNA methylation. Gene Ontology annotation, cellular component: preribosome, large subunit precursor; nucleus; nucleolus.
AUGGGUAAAAAGGCAAAAAUUGGAAAACAGAGGAAGGAUAAAUAUUAUCAGUUAGCUAAAGAAACUGGUUAUAGGUCACGUGCUGCUUUCAAAUUGAUUCAAUUGAAUAGGAAGUUUGAAUUUUUACAAAAAUCUCGAGUAUGCAUAGACUUAUGUGCAGCUCCUGGAGGAUGGAUGCAAGUUGCUCGGCAGAAUAUGCCGGUUUCCUCUAUAGUAAUAGGCGUAGAUUUAUUUCCUAUAAAACAGAUUCCAGGAUGUAUCAGUUUAGUAGAAGAUAUCACAACAGAUAAAUGUCGUGUUUCUAUAUCUCGUGAAUUAAAGACUUGGAAAGCUGAUGUUGUGUUAAAUGAUGGAGCACCAAAUGUUGGUAGAAACUGGCUUCAUGACUCAUAUCAACAAAUUGUGUUAACUUUAUCAGCUCUUAAAAUGGCAACACAUUUUCUAAGACCAGGUGGAUGGUUUGUUACAAAAGUUUUCAGAUCAAAAGAUUAUCAUGCAUUAAUCUGGGUUCUAAAACAGCUAUUUCGUAAGGUACAUGCAACUAAACCUCAAGCAUCACGUACUGAGUCUGCUGAAAUAUUUGUUGUUUGCCAGUACUACAUUGCUCCAGAUAAGUUAGACUCCAAAUUCUUAGAUCCAAAAUAUGUUUUUUCUGAAUUAGAGAUAGAACCAACAAAUAAGUUAAAUGUUUAUAAUCCAGAAAAGAAAAAAAAUAAAGCUGAGGGAUAUCCAGAAAAUGAUUAUACUUUGUAUCAUAAAUUAUCCGUUAGAGAUUUUAUAGAGCAUGACAGUGCUGUAGAAGCAUUGCAGAAUGCAUCUGAAAUUGUUUUCGAUGAUGAAACAAUAGCGAAUCAUGAAAAAACAACUAAUGAAAUUAAGGAAUGCUGUAAAGAUAUUAAAGUGUUGGGUAAAAAGGAUUUGAAACGUUUACUUAGUUGGUGGAAAACAUUGAAGGAAGAUGUAAAACAGAAAGAACCAGAGGCAGAAGAUGGAGUAAAAGAUACAUUCAAUGAGCCAACAGAAGUGGCACCAAUGACUCAAGAAGAAGUGGAAGAUUUAGAAGAUGAAGAAAUUACAAAACAGAUUGAGGAGAUUAGAGCAGAAGAAACUAGAGACUUGAAACGAAAGAAGAAAAAGGUUAAUAAAGAGAGACAAAAGCUAAAUGAACGUUUGAAUUUAAAAAUGGUUCAUAAAGGAGAUGAAGGUCCUGUAAUGGAAGGGGAAGACAUGUUUCGUUUGAAAGAAAUUAAGACAUAUCAGCAGUUAGAAGACAUAACAAAUCAGCAGCCUGAUUUAGUAGCAGAGAGUGAUGUAGAUUCGGACGAUGAAAAAAUAAAACCAAAAAAAGUUAAGUACAAUAAAGAUGAAGGACAUUUAGAUAGCAGUGGAUUGUAUUAUAAAACGGACGACAGCGAACUAGAAGACUCAAGCAACGCAUCAGAUGACGAUUCAGAGAUUGAAAAAUCAAGUUUAGGUUUGGAUGACACCGAUGAUGAAGACGGAAAUAAAGUUCCAAAAAGAAAGAAGAAAAACGACGAUGAUUCAGAAAAUCCAUUGUUAACUGAUUUAGAUCAUAGAGACAAAAAGACGAAAAGAAUUCAUAAAGCUGAACUAUGGUUUGAAAAGGAUGUCUUUAAAAAUUUAGAAGAUGAAAAAGAUGAAGACUUUGAAUUGGAUAAAAUGGUUGAAGAGUAUAAGAAAAAGGGCGGCCGUAUAAUAGGAGAUGACUCCAUGGGGAAAGAGAAUAACAUAAAGAAAGUGAGAAACGAAAAAGAUGAUGAUACCGAAGAUACAGAUUCUGGUUCUGAUUAUGACAUGGAAGAAAUGAUGGCUCCAAAUAAAAUAGAUAAGAAAAAGAGGGUUGGCGGUAAAAAUGGUUUCGAAAUAGUUUCACAAACAGAUGGCAUAAAACCCAAGAAAAGGAAACGUUUGUCAGAAGAAGAUCUUGCUUUAGGAUCGUUACUAGUUCAAAGCAAAAAAACUCGAAGAGAUUUGAUAGACUCAGCGUGGAAUAGAUUUGCAUUUAAUGAUGAAAGGUUACCAGAUUGGUUUGUACAAGAUGAACAGAAGCAUAUGAAGAAGGAUGCACCUGUACCUAAAGAGCUUGUGGACGAGUACAAGAAACGAAUUGAGGAUGUGAACGUAAGGCCAAUCAAGAAAGUAUUAGAAGCAAAAACGAGGAAGAAACGUCGUGCAAUGCGUAAAUUGGAUAAGGCAAAGAAGAAGGUGGAAGCAAUAAUGGACAAUGCAGAUAUUACUGAUAGAGAAAAGUCAAAACAAGUACAAGCAUUAUACAAGAAAGCUAAUAAAGAACCGAAGAAAGAAGUUACUUACGUGGUUGCAAAGAAACACAUGGCACAGAAAAGAGCAGCGAGACCUGCCGGUGUGAAAGGACGUUAUAAGAUGGUUGAUCCCAGAAUGAAAAAAGAUUUACGCGCGGCAAAAGCAAAAGAAAAAACUAAAGGACGUGGAAAGAAGAGCCGGGGUGGCAAACCACCUCGUGGGAAGCCUAAAACUCAUAAAGGAAAGAAAUAAAAAUAAUUUCUUUCAUAUAGAAAAUAUGAAACUAUUUUAUAAUUCUCAUGAUGUCACGUUAUCCUGAAAAUAGGUUGUUUAACACAAUAUGGCAAAGCAACAAACAAUUAAUACUGUACAUACAGUACAUUUUGUACAUAUACAAAUCUAUGUAUCAAAGUACACAA